AUGACAACCCAACCCGGCAUAAAAACAAAAACUAAAGUGAACCACACACACCGGCUCUGUUUAUUCUUAUGGUACAUCGCGCACUAUCUUAAUCUCGGUAAGGGCGUCAGGAGGCUUCUCCAUUUGUACAUCAACAAGCGAGACAUUGACGGAGAGUUGCAAGAGCAACUUAAGAACAUGUCCUCGGCUUCCAGCGUGAGCUGCUACGUCAAGACAGCCAAACUAUCGGAACUUGCCACGGAUAAUGAAGCAGUGGUGUUGGAAUCCCUUCAACGAACGUUGUCCAAGGAAAAAUACGACGCACAAGACGAUCGUGCAGUUUCUUCAAAGACAGUGAUCCUCUUCAAGUACGGUCACCUGCGGUCACCCACUCAAAGAUUGAAGCCACUGGUCCCGCGGAUGUUGCAGAAUCAGGCUGGGUCUAUUAUUGCUGUCGGCAACAACCUUACGGCCCUUAGCAGCAUUGUACGUAGCCAGCUAGAUGGUGGAUUUUACGACAGGACUGUUGUACUUCCUGACAACGAAGAGGCCGCCAAAAAUGUCGCCAAGGUAAUUGCUGACGAUGCUUGCCGAGCGCCGGCAUUGCUGGGUUGCCGUGGUUGCUUCGAACAUGGAAGGAUUGGUGGUUCUUUCGAGGGUGACGUACCCGAAAACGGCGUCAUUUAUCUUCUCAUCAGCCCCGAAAACUACGGUAGCAUUGAGCAUAUUCGCAUAAAGGUAAACAAAAAACUUAAUUAA
Messenger RNA from Ixodes scapularis (black-legged tick), 738 nucleotides. RefSeq lists its product as uncharacterized. Bases 1 to 738 code for a protein of 245 amino acids. The transcript is spliced from 6 exons. Lineage: Eukaryota; Metazoa; Arthropoda; Arachnida; Ixodida; Ixodidae. The record is from RefSeq and is a predicted model, not a curated record.